UAUCUUCGCUCAUCCGCUAGUCUUCCACAAUACAGAGGGAGUGUUUUCUCGGAUCGCACAAGUAUGUCUCCGCGGAAAAGUUGGAUUUCGUCUCUGUUGAUGCUGCCUCCGUAAGCGGAAUGCGUUGCCAUGGCUCACCAAGUGCAAGUGCCAGAAUUUCUUCUAGGUGCUGAUUUGGCAGUGUCGCAGGAGUUUGCCAAGAUAGCGCUGGAUCGUAUUGUCAAAAGCGAGGCAGGUACACGAGGGUUUGCCAAGGCCGCGAGGGUGUUGCAGGUUACUGUAGAAGACGUGGAACAGGCUGUGGCAGCUUUGACGACGCUAUACGCCCGUGCAGUCCGACUCCAGCUCCAGCAUGCGGAGUUACUCACAAUAUUCAGUGAUGCAGGCUUCGAGGAGGCGACUGGAGCUGUGCUGGCAGACAUGUUCACCCAAAGACACCAAGAGCUUUUUGGCGUUGUUGCUUUAAAUGGCACCUCUUUUAGUCGUCUUGAUUGGCGUCUAGACAUUCAGGUUGCCAGUCGAAGUCUACGACAACAAGCCACUCCCCGCUAUUUAUUGGCAUUAAAAACAACUGAUGGUGUGAAACACAUCGAGGCUGAUUACAGCGUGCUCAAGGAUGUCUGUCUUCAAUUGGAAGCUGCUCUCGCAGAGUCACGCAGCACUCGCAGCCGACGGUUCCUGCGAGUAUUCAGAUGACAACGCUGUGCCAUACUCCAUGAAUUCAAAUAUGAAUCAGCACAUGGUUUGAGGAUGCAUCUUCCAAGGCCUUGAUCAUUCUUAAAGUGCCGCUCAGUAGCUGAUGAUGCUCCAAAGGCAAGACGCCCCAGAUCAAAACCCAACUCCAAGUUCUGAUUUUGCAAUACAUGUUGGUGCAACUUUAGGGUUAUGCUUUCUUCACAGUUUGGUAUUCUUCUGGCAUUAGUGUUUAGUCAACAAUUAGCUGGUAAUCAACUCUUGUGAUUGCUACAUAGCAUCUAAUAUUCUCCAUUGUGUGAAUGGGUAGUUGGCAGCAAUGAGGUGGAUAUCUUUUGUGUAGGAAAAAAUGAGGAUCUGUGAAAUUUGAAGAACAAAAGUCUGCUCUAAGACUUAUGUUUCUAUUUCA
Molecule: messenger RNA, 1102 nt
Organism: Physcomitrium patens
Lineage: Eukaryota; Viridiplantae; Streptophyta; Bryopsida; Funariales; Funariaceae
Source: RefSeq, a predicted model, not a curated record